Melanaphis sacchari is the source of this 2613-nucleotide messenger RNA. It is a transcript of the gene elg1, whose product is annotated as telomere length regulation protein ELG1. The transcript is spliced from 11 exons. Gene Ontology annotation, molecular function: DNA clamp unloader activity; DNA binding; ATP hydrolysis activity. Bases 236 to 2416 code for a protein of 726 amino acids. Gene Ontology annotation, cellular component: nucleus. NCBI's taxonomy places the organism in Eukaryota, Metazoa, Arthropoda, Insecta, Hemiptera, Aphididae. The record is from RefSeq and is a predicted model, not a curated record.
CUGUGCGUGAGAAAAGUAUUGUUGACUGUUGUACUUGUUAUGAGCAAGUUUUGUCAACAGUUUCAAUUAUUGUGAUAUUCUUGUUUCGAGUCACAACUCCAAACAAAAUUGUCAAAUCAUAACCCUUUAUAAACAGUAAAAUCCAUGACUGAUCAGUUAAAGUCAAUUCUAUUACUGCGAUUUCUGCUAACUACGUUUAAAUAAUAAUCCAUCAUCUGCAUUCAGCGUCCAGACGAUGGUUGGACGUACUGCAAAGAGGUCAUCGGAUGACUGCGUUUUUGCCGACACCAAGAAGAAGAAAAUUUCUAGAGAAAAAUUAGAAGCGGAAGUGGCGGUACCCAAUGAAAAAUCAUCCGCACAUUGCAAUGGGGAUUUAAGGCAAAAAAAGGCAUUUUUUGCCUAUUUCGGUAAAUCGUUUGAUGACGGCAAAAAUAGUAGUACCAGCUGCAAUGGCAGUAACAAAAAAACUUCCGACGUCCACAACAAUGUGACAAAACCAAUCCCCAUCACUAAAACCAUUCGUGAUAAUAAUUCAAAAACACCAGUCAUCAACGUAAAUAAGAAAAUCAUUGAACUGCCCACUGAUGCUGUUUGUAUAAUUAAGAGGAAUGCCAAUUUGUCUUAUAUCAGCAGUUUUGUAGAAGAAUUAGGAUGUUUUCCUAAAAUCACGCAUACUAACCAUUUAUCAUCUUUAAAGUCUUCAGAUUCUAUCCUUAAUUUGAAGGAAGAAGUAUUUCAUGAGAAUUGUAUUAAAAACUCUAUUCUUACAUUCCAAACUGUCCUCUCCCUGCCAAACCGUCUAGUAUUAGAACCUUACCAAAUGGAAAUUAAUUUUCCACUCAUGAUAUCAUCUAUAAAAACAUCUGUACCAAAUUUUCCAGUUUCAGAUUGUCAUAAGAGUUUGAAGAAAAAAUAUUUAAUGGCAAAGAAAUCUGCUGCAGAUAUUGAAUCCAUGUGGAUUGAUAAAUAUAAACCAAUAUGCAAGGAAGAAGUGCUUGGGAAUAGUAAACUUGUUAAGGAUUUGAAAAAUUGGUUAACCCCUAAUAAGAAUAAUUUAAAAAAAUCAAAAAAUGGUCAAAAAUAUUAUGAUGAUGAUGACUUUAUCUUUGAUAGUGAUAGUGAAUCUAGUUGUAAACAACAACGAAACUUAGCAAUUUUAAUUGGACCAAGUGGCUGUGGUAAAACUAGUGCAGUUUAUGCUGUAGCCAAUGAACUCAAUGCAAAUGUGAUAGAGUUGAAUGCUUCCUGUAACAGAAAUGGAAAACGUAUAAUUACUGAUUUAAUGGAAGCUACACAAUCACAUGCAGUAGAAAAAAACAGUUUAUUUAAUCUAAUAAAAGAAAAAAAGGUAAAAAUCAAAAACCGGAAAAAAAAAGAAAAAGUGAAUGAAAAAAUGACAAUUAUUUUAAUUGAAGAUGCUGAUAUACUCUUUGAAAAUUAUGAUGAUGGGUUUUUAUCAGCAAUAUCAACUUUAGCCACAGAUUCAAAGAGACCACUAGUUUUAACAGCAAAUGAUCCUUUUAGUAAUCAUUUGUUAAAAUUUUUCUUAUCCAAUGAAAUAACUCUACAUUUUAUACACCCACUCAAAGAACAUUUAAAUUGUUUUCUACAGUUAAUAGCUCUAAAUGAAGGAGUCAUUAUGACAAAAGACGAAAUAAAUGCAUUUAUUCAUCCAUAUAAACCUGACAUUAGGCAAAGUACUCUUCAAUUACAAUAUGUUUUGAGUACUGGAGAGAUAAAUCAGAAAACCCUUAAUAAUCAUUCCCCAAUGAGUUUAAAUUCUAUUUGGUGGAAUUGGCCGCAUAUAAUUGGUUGUCCCUCAACUAACAUCAAAGAUAAUAAACAACCAAAGUGCAAUGUUGAUAUAGCAACGAUAUCUCAAAAUUUAGAUAUUAUGUCAAAAUUAAACUCUAUGUAUUCAAAAACGCAGAGCUAUAAUUUUUUAGACCCACAACCAUUUUGGCAUCACCUUGCCACAAGAGACAGUUCUUGUUUAAUUGAACCUCAUCAUUGGUUCGACAGUUCUGAUCAACUUUCCAUAGAUAUUGCUCAAUGGACAUACAAACAUAUUAAUAAACAAAAUUAUGUUCCAGAAAAACUUUACCCCACAUCUGAGGAAUUAAAGCAUCGUCAAAGGAUAUGGGAUGCAUCUAAGGACGUUCUACAACAAAUAGGCUUAGAUUAUUGUAAUCGCAAAAAUGAAACGUGCUAUGAUUAUUUAUCUGUUAUACGAUCUAUAUAUCAAAAUCAACAUAUAAGUCAAUCAUUUGUAAACCUUAGGAAUUCAAAAAUGUUUUCAUAUUUAAGACAGAUUAAUAUUGAUGUAAACACUAAAGAUUUAAAGUAUUUGUGUGACUCUUUUCACUCCAGUUCCAAUAACUGUGAUCCCCAGUUGGAAAUAUCUGACCCGUUUUAGUUGAUAUAUAUCUGAUAGUUUUGGUAUAAAAUAUUUUUAAUUAUUUAUUACUUUUGUAUUAUAUUGAUUCGAUAAAAUUGAUCUAUCAGUACUUACAUUAUUUUAUAUAUAUUUAUAUAUAAAAAAUGUUUCUACAUGUAUUGAUCGUUAGUAAUUAGUUUAUCUUACAUUUAAUCAUGUUUUAGAUUCUUAAAUAU